Messenger RNA from Triticum urartu, 1794 nucleotides. Lineage: Eukaryota; Viridiplantae; Streptophyta; Magnoliopsida; Poales; Poaceae. The record is from RefSeq and is a predicted model, not a curated record.
CGCGGCCUCGAUGGUGAGAUCGUCGCCGCCGUCGGGAGGAUCCGGGAGCUCAGGGAGGUGGUCCGGGUGCUCACGGGCGACCUCGUCGGGGACGCCCAGCAGGUGCAGGAGCUCAAUGCCACCCGAGGGAACCUCGUCGCCUUGCAGGAGAAGCUCACCAUCAUCCUCUAUGUCAGUCAGGCGCUCGCAGCCCUCAAGCUGCUUGUGCUAGCGGCAGAUUGUGCUGGUGCGCUUGAUGUCAUUGAUGACUUGCAAAAUCUCAUAGACACUGAUGAACUUGCUGGGCUUUAUUGCUUUCGACAUAUUCGUGAUCAGUUGGGAACAUCAUUAGAUUCAGUGAACAGCAUUCUUUCAGCAGAGUUUGUACGGGCUGCUGUUCCUGAUGGAAAAACUGUUGAUGCGAUGGUUUUAUCAACUGUGAAAAGGAAGACUUCUACUCCCCUCAAUGGGACCGAGCAUGAAGUAAACGUUGAUGAGGAGGAUGGCUUCAUCCUCAGAGAUCGUCUUCUCCCCCUCAUUAUUUGCCUGCUGAGAACGGACAAAGUUCCUGCAGUGCUCAGAAUGUACCGGGAUACCCUUAUUACUGUUAUGAAAGCUUCAAUCAAAUCCACAGUUGCAGAGAUGCUUCCAGUAUUGAUUUCCAAACCAAUAGAUUCUGAUUCAGUAACUGGAGACAGAGCUGCCGAUUCUGAUGCUGGAGGCCAGUCUUUAGCAAAUAAACUGCGUAGUCUAUCAUCUGAAGGUUUUGUUCAGCUUUUAUCGGCUAUUUUUAGUAUAGUUCAGGUACAUCUCCAGCAAGCAGCUGAAGUUAAAAAAAUAGUUCAGUGGAUCAUGCGGAACCUUGAUGGGAACAUAAGUCCUGAUGACACAAAUCCUGUCGUACAACACGGUGGCUCAGUUGAUCUUUCCCAAGAGAAAGACUAUGAUGUUACUUCACGGGUCUCUAAUACUGUUACACGCACUCCUACUAAGCUUCCGUUGUUUCAAGGAAAGACAAAUGAUAUGUCCAGUAUAAAUUCAAUAAAAAAUAUUCGAGCUGACGUGUUGAGAGAAAGCACAGAAGCAGUGUUUGCUGCAUGUGAUGCUGCACAUGGACGAUGGGCUAAGCUGCUAGGUGUUCGUGCUGCUCUACAUCCCAAGUUAAGGCUUCAGGAGUUCCUGAUCAUCUAUAAUAUAACAGAAGAAUUUAUAGCUGCUACAGAAAAGGUUGGAGGCAGGUUAGGUUACAACAUUCGCGGAAUUCUACAGCAACAGUCAAAGCAAUUUGUUGAGUAUCAGCAUAGUGUUCGGAUGGCAAAAAUUAAGGCAGUUCUUGACCAAGAGACGUGGAUCGCUGUUGAUGUUCCUGAAGAGUUCCAAGCGAUUGUUCUGUCACUGUCAUCAACUGACUUUCCUGUUAAUGGCAUGGAGAUGCCUAGCAAUGAUAACAACUCAAAGCUCAGUGAGGAUGGGGUUUCAACAAGUCAAGAAUCAGCACAUUCAACUGAAAAUAAUGUUGAAAAUAGCAAUGGAACAUCUACGACAAGCAAUGAAAACAAGGUUGAAUCCACUUCUCAGACUGAAAAUAGUGUUGCUGGCCAUGUUAGGCCAGUCUCGCAAACCAUUGUGCUUGGAGGUGUUGGCUAUCAUAUGGUGAACUGCGGUUUGAUAUUGUUGAAAAUGCUAUCAGAAUAUGUUGACAUCAGUAAAUGUUUGCCAUCGUUAUCUUUUGAGGUGGUCCAACGUGUUGUUGAGAUAUUAAAGCAUUUCAAUACCAGGACUUGCCAACUGGUUCUUGGCGCAGGUGCCAUGCAG